Messenger RNA from Dioscorea cayenensis subsp. rotundata (Guinea yam), 1555 nucleotides. RefSeq names its product mitogen-activated protein kinase homolog D5-like. The record is from RefSeq and is a predicted model, not a curated record. NCBI's taxonomy places the organism in Eukaryota, Viridiplantae, Streptophyta, Magnoliopsida, Dioscoreales, Dioscoreaceae. Bases 42 to 1202 code for a protein of 386 amino acids. Gene Ontology annotation, biological process: protein phosphorylation; intracellular signal transduction. Gene Ontology annotation, molecular function: protein serine/threonine kinase activity; ATP binding. The transcript is spliced from 6 exons. Gene Ontology annotation, cellular component: cytoplasm; nucleus.
AGAGAGAGAGAGAGGGAGGGCUGGGAAUUGAAUCGGAGGAGAUGGGAGAGACGCAGGAGGGAGCGGAGGAGAUGCCAGAGGCGCAGAAGGAGGGAGGUGCGGCGCCGGUGAAGAUGGAAUCGACCCUUUGCCACGGGGGAAGGUUCGUCCGGUACAAUACAUGUAGCAAUCGUAGGAUUGUUUUUGAGGUCACUUCCAAGUAUAAGCCCCCAAUCAUUCCCCUUCGCAGUGACCCUUAUAGCGUCACCUGGUCUGUUUUGAAUUCGGAGACGGGAGAGCAGGUGGCGAUCAAGAGAAUCCGGUAUGCUUUUGAUAAAAUGAUCUAUGCUAAGAGAAUGUUGAGGGAGGUCAAGAUUUUGCGCCACAUGGACCAUGAAAAUGUUCUAGCAAUCAGGGACAUCAUACCUCCUCCGCAAUGGGAACUAUUUAAUGAUGUCUACAUUGCCUAUGAGCUUAUGGAGACUAAUCUGCAUCAAAUAAUCCACUCUGACCAACCUUUAUCCGAGGAACACAUUCAGUAUAUAUUAUAUCAGAUUCUUUGUGGAUUGAAAUACAUACAUUCAGCAAGCGUUCUUCAUGGAGACUUGCAGCCAAGCAACAUCCUCCUAAAUGCAAGUUGUGACUUGAAGAUUUUUGAUUUUGGGUUUGAACCCAUUACCUCUCCUUUUAUUAGGGAGUAUAUUCCUGCUACAAAAAGCUACCGAGCACCAGAAUUAUUGCUGAAUUCUUCUGGAUAUACUGCUGCGAUUGAUGUGUGGUCUGUGGGAUGCAUCUUUAUGGAGCUAGUGGAACGGAAAUGUUUAUUUCCAGGGAAAGACAUCGUGCACCAGAUAUGCUUGGUGUUGGAGCUUAUUGGCACUCCAAAAGAGGAUGAUCUGGGUUUCUUGGAUGAAGUUGAUAGAAGAUCUAUCCUCGGACUUCCUUGUUACGCCCGCCAGUCAUUCGCAGAAAAGUUUCCGCAGAUGCAUCGCACAGCAAUUGACCUUGUUGAGAAGAUGUUGACAUUCAAUCCAAGCCAGAGAAUAACUGUAGAAGAUGCUCUUGCACAUCCUUACUUUGCAUCCCUACAUGAUACAAGCGAUGAGCCAGUAUGCAAGACACCCUUCAGCUUCGACUUUGAACAGCACGUACUCACUGAGGAGCAUGUGAAGGAGCUAAUUUACAGAGAGGCCCUUGCAUUGAAUCCUGAGUACCAGACCUAAAAGCUUUGGAAAUUUUAAUUAACAGUAGGAGCUAAUUUAUAGCAGUGUCUUAAGAACCUUAAGGGCUUGUUUGGGAUGGCUUUUUUAAAGCCCAGAAGUGCUUUUUUAUAAAAAAAGCACUUCUGGGUUUUAAAAACCAUGUUUGUGUUGGCUUUUGGGAAAAAGCUGAAGCUGUGAAAAAAGCUGAAAUACAGCUUUUUUCAUAAGCUGCUCAACUGGUGCUUUUGAGAAAAGCACUUUUCAAAAGCUGUUUUGUGGGUUGUAAAAUUACUAAAUUGCCCAUGUUCUUUUCUAACAUUUCCCCAUCUCUAGCCCUAAGUUACUAUCCUGAUGCUUCCCCAUCUCUCUGAUCU